AUGUACAUGGCUUUGCCGUCUCUCAAUAGUAAUAAUAGUUCCACUCCAACCACCGAACUUCCAACAAUUAAAUUCAAUAUUCCAACUUUAACCAUUAUCGAGGAUUUUGAUAAAUUAAUUGCCAAAGAAGUGAUUUUCGACGAAACUGGUGAGAAGCACAUAGUCAAACUUCUUCAUUUCCCAAAUAUAACACCGAGUGAACAAAAACGCCUACUAAUGUCUGGAUCAAGUUCCGCAAGCUCAGACGAUGAGCAAGACCCUAGUCAAGAUGGUGUUCAAAAAACCCAAAGAAAGAAAUCAUCAACAAAGCGAUCACUAGACCUACAGCGAAAAAUUUCGUUAAGUAAAGUACGGGAAGACAAAAAAGAAUCGAGACUUCAAAAUGCAGUCGAGAAUCACAAUAAUAAUAAUAACAAUAAUAACAGUGCAGGUAUAACCGAUUCUUCAUCGGCGACAUCAAUCAAUAUUGAAAAAUCAGCACCAAUUCCAAUUAAACAUGGAAAGAGUCGUCAGGCCAAAAAUGGAAAAAUUUCGGGUGGUUAUGAACAAUUUUCAAUGUCACUGCUUACAGUGCCAAUGCCCAAAGAUUAUGGUGAGCCAAGCAGUGACGAUUUAUCUAGUGAAUGGGAUUCAGAUACUGUUAAUGAAGUUAACAAAACAAAUGGAACUGCGAAUAAAGAAUCUAAGAAGUCCAUGAUUGGAUGGAGGAAAUUAAGGAACAUAGUACAAUGGACACCUUUUUUUCAAACAUAUAAAAAUAAACAAAGAUAUCCCUGGGUACAGCUAGCAGGUCAUCAAGGAAACUUCAAGGCUGGCUUAGAUGCAGGAACAGUACUAAAGAAAUUAACGCCCAAAGAAGAAGUAUGUUUUAAGGAAUUAAUGAAGGAUGUCCUUCGACCUUAUGUGCCUGAAUUCAAGGGAAUCGUUGAUGGUGAUGACAGUGAAUCUCAAUAUCUUCAGCUUCAAGAUUUAUUGAGUGACUUUAAUAAACCAUGUUGUGUUAUGGAUUGUAAAAUAGGAGUGAGAACAUAUUUAGAAGAAGAGUUGCUCAAGGCUAAAGAGAAACAAAAACUUAGAAAAGAUAUGUACGAGAAAAUGAUUCAAAUUGAUCCAAAUGCACCAACGGAAGAAGAGCAUCAAGCCAAAGGCGUCACAAAACCACGAUACAUGGUAUGGCGCGAGACAAUAUCGAGUACUGCAAAUUUAGGAUUUCGUAUUGAGGGCAUUAAAAAAGACGAUUUAAAAUCUAAAGACUUUAAGACGAUUAAAACGCGAGAUGAAAUUGUUGAAAUGUUUAAAGAAUUCAUAAAAGGCUAUCCAUUUGCGCUGCGGAAGUAUAUUCAACGUCUGAAAGCAAUUCGUGCCACACUCGAGCAUUCAGAAUUCUUUAAGGCUCAUGAGAUCAUUGGAAGUUCACUUUUAUUUGUUCACGAUCGAGGCAAUGCUAGUUGCUGGCUCAUUGACUUUGCUAAAACGGGGAAUUUACCUGAUGACAUCAAGAUCACUCACAAGAAGAAUUGGGAAGUCGGGAAUCAUGAGGAUGGAUAUUUAAUUGGAUUAAAUAAUAUUAUUGAGCUGUUCUGUUCAAUAGCUAGGGAGACAGAAUAUUUUGAUAAAUCAGACGAAGAGGAUGAUGAGGAACUCAAUUCAAGUGAUUAA
Messenger RNA from Chironomus riparius, 1659 nucleotides. NCBI's taxonomy places the organism in Eukaryota, Metazoa, Arthropoda, Insecta, Diptera, Chironomidae. The record is from the annotation of a GenBank genome assembly.